CUUGUUAGGCGGAAUGAUGGUGACAGACAGAUGCUUUUGAGGCAGACCCAGGGGAAGACGAGGCGGCAGGCGGCGCGUGGGCCGGCCUACAUGUUCAGCGCACGCUCCAACAGUCUCUCUGUGAUGGAGGAGCGCUUCCUGGAGGCGGCCGAGUACGGCAACAUCCCCGUGGUGCGCAAGAUGCUGGAGGAGCUGCCCGAGCUCAACUUCAACUGUGUGGACUACAUGGGCCAGAAUGCACUGCAGCUGGCCGUGGCCAAUGAGCACCUGGAGGUAACAGAACUCCUGCUGAAGAAGGACAACCUGGCCCGGAUAGGGGACGCGCUUCUGCUGGCCAUCAGCAAAGGCUACAUCCGGAUUGUGGAGGCCAUCCUGGGCCACCGGGCCUUCGCCGAUACCAAGUGGCUGACGGCGAGCCCCAGCCAGGCCGAGAUGCACAGCGACUUCUUCGCUUACGACGAGGACGGGACGCGUUUCUCGCACGACAUCACCCCCAUACUGCUGGCCUCCCACUGCCACGAGUACGAGAUUGUGCACAUCUUGCUGGGCAAGGGCGCUCGCAUCGAGCGGCCGCAUGACUACUUCUGCAAAUGCAAUACCUGCAGCUACCACCAGAAGCAUGACUCCUUCAGCCACUCGCGUUCUCGCAUCAACGCCUACAAGGGUCUGGCCAGUCCGGCUUACCUGUCUCUCUCCAGUGAAGACCCUGUGCUGGCUGCUUUGGAACUUAGCAAUGAGCUAGCUGUACUGGCAAACAUUGAGAAGGAAUUCAAGAAUGAUUAUAUGAAACUCUCUAUGCAAUGCAAAGAUUUUGUGGUGGGACUUUUGGACUUGUGUCGGAACACGGAAGAGGUGGAAGCCAUUCUGAAUGGUGAUGUUGAUGCAAGUAAGGGCUCUCAGCUGUUGGACGGAUCCAGUCGACCCAGCCUUAUUCGCUUAAAACUAGCCUUAAAAUAUGAAAUGAAAAAGUUUGUAGCUCAUCCCAACUGUCAGCAGCAGCUCCUCUCUAUUUGGUACGAGAACCUGUCUGGAUUGCGACAGCAAACCACAGCAGUCAAGUUCCUGGUGGUCCUGGGUGUGGCCAUGGGGCUGCCCCUCCUGGCCCUCGUGUACUGGAUAGCGCCCUGUAGCAAGCUGGGGAAGAUAAUGCGUGGUCCCUUUAUGAAAUUCGUGGCCCAUGCUGCCUCCUUCACUAUUUUUCUUGGCCUGCUUGUCAUGAACGCAGCAGACCGUUUCAAGGGCACGACGUUGCUACCCAAUAUGACGACCCAUGACCACCCACUGCAGCUGUUUCGCAUGAAGACCACCCCCUUCACCUGGAUGGAGAUGCUCAUCAUUUCCUGGGUCAUAGGCAUGAUCUGGGCAGAAUGCAAGGAGAUCUGGUCUGAGGGUCCUCGAGAGUACAUGCUGGAACCCUGGAACCUGCUGGACUUUGGAAUGCUGGCAAUAUUUGUGACAUCCUUCAUUGCAAGAUUCAUGGCCUUCUGGCAUGCUUACUUAGCACAGAGCUAUGUCGACAAGCACUACACAGACUUAUCAAACAUAACUCUGCCCUUUGAGAUAGAAUACUACCGUCUGGCCCGCGUCAAGUGGCUGCCUUCCGACCCUCAGCUUAUAUCAGAAGGCCUUUACGCCAUUGCCGUCGUUCUGAGUUUCUCUCGCAUUGCGUACAUCCUCCCUGCCAACGAGAGUUUCGGGCCCCUGCAGAUUUCACUGGGGAGGACAGUGAAAGAUAUCUUCAAGUUCAUGGUGAUUUUCAUCAUGGUUUUUGUUGCCUUCAUGAUCGGAAUGUUUAACCUCUACUCAUACUACCUGGGAGCCAAGCAGAACGAUGCCUUUACAACAGUUGAAGAAAGCUUUAAGACGUUAUUCUGGGCGAUUUUCGGGCUGUCGGAAGUGAAGUCUGUUGUCAUAAAUAAUGGACAUAAGUUCAUUGAAAACAUUGGCUAUGUCCUGUAUGGCGUUUACAAUGUCACCGUGGUCAUUGUGCUGCUAAACAUGCUCAUAGCCAUGAUAAAUAACUCCUUCCAGGAAAUUGAGGACGAUGCUGAUGUGGAGUGGAAGUUUGCCAGAGCUAAACUUUGGUUCUCCUACUUUGAGGAGGGCAGGACAUUGCCUGUCCCUUUCAACCUUGUCCCUAGCCCCAAAUCUGUGGUCAGCAUGGUAUCGUGGCUCAGAGACCUUGUGCUUCCUGUGCGUAGGCAAAGUGGGGACCAGAAGGUGGACAUGGAGCUGAAUGAGCUGGGACAAAGCAAGGAUUCAAGUGGAGGAAGUUCACCGUGUCCAAGUCGUUAUCAGAAGGUAAUGAAACGUUUAAUCAAGAGAUACAUCCUUAAGGCACAAACCGAUAAAGAAAGUGAUGAAGUGAAUGAAGGUGAGCUGAAGGAAAUCAAACAGGACAUUUCCAGUUUACGCUAUGAGCUCCUAGAGGACAAAUCCAACAAUAUGGAGGAACUUGCAGAGCUGAUUAGGAGACUGGGAGAGAAACUGUCCCUGGAGCCCAAGCACCAAUGA
Megalops cyprinoides (Indo-Pacific tarpon) is the source of this 2514-nucleotide messenger RNA. It is a transcript of the gene trpc6b, whose product is annotated as transient receptor potential cation channel, subfamily C, member 6b. The record is from RefSeq and is a predicted model, not a curated record. Gene Ontology annotation, molecular function: inositol 1,4,5 trisphosphate binding; protein binding; store-operated calcium channel activity. NCBI's taxonomy places the organism in Eukaryota, Metazoa, Chordata, Actinopteri, Elopiformes, Megalopidae. Gene Ontology annotation, biological process: calcium ion transmembrane transport; regulation of cytosolic calcium ion concentration; manganese ion transport. The coding region runs from base 31 to 2514 and encodes 827 amino acids. Gene Ontology annotation, cellular component: membrane; cation channel complex. The transcript has 11 exons.